Nelumbo nucifera (sacred lotus) is the source of this 1156-nucleotide messenger RNA. RefSeq names its product plant UBX domain-containing protein 1 (gene PUX1). Gene Ontology annotation, molecular function: ATPase binding. The record is from RefSeq and is a predicted model, not a curated record. Gene Ontology annotation, biological process: protein-containing complex disassembly. Lineage: Eukaryota; Viridiplantae; Streptophyta; Magnoliopsida; Proteales; Nelumbonaceae.
CCAAAACGGAGGGAUUCUUUAGUAGUUUCAUAUUUGGAAACGGAGAAGCAAGAUAGAGAGUGGAGACCAGGGGGAGUUCCAACAUUGUUCCCUUGGUGAUGAGACUUGAUGGUUCGACACCUUGGUCUGUCAAGAGGAGGAGGCUGACGAGCUUUGAUCCCAUGGAGGCAGACAUAGCUAAGACCAAACUUGCUGCUAUUGCGGAAAAACUUGGCCGAGAGAUUCGUGUUUUUGAAACAUCGCCAACUUCAGUGACAACAGAUAAGGCACCUGCCACACCAAUUUCAAAUGAUGAAGAACCUGAUGAUUUCUAUGAAUUCACUGCGGAAGAUUAUUAUCGGCUCUUGGCAACAAAAAAAGAAGACAGAUUCCUGAAGACCCGCAAAAUCAGAGAAGCUGAGGAAGCUGCUCGCAGGUCAAGGAUGGCUAAGGCAGUAAUUAGGGUUCGUUUCCCUGAUAAUUACACAUUGGAGACAAAGUUUAACCCAUCAGAGACACUUCAAAGUUUAAUUGAUCUUCUCAUGAAAGUGGUUGCUCGAGUGGACCUACCAUUCUAUUUAUAUACCACACCUCCAAAGAAGCAAAUAAAGGACAUGUCACAGGAUUUCUACUCUGCUGGUUUUGUUCCUGGUGCAAUUGUUUAUUUCUCAUAUGAUCUACCAAAAGGAGAUGAAAAUGCAGCUGAACCUUCGGGACCCUAUCUUCAAGACGAGAUAAUAUCUCUAAAUGGUCUAGAUCUGAUUCCAGAACCGGCUCAGUCUGUUGAUCCUGCAGCCAAUUCUGUAACAGUUGAACCCUCAUCAAUUGCUCAAGAGCGUAAGCCUGUUGAGAAGAAAACUGUUAAGCCGAAGUGGCUGAAAAUGUGACAAGUUGUACUAUAUAUGUGAGGUAUUGAUCCUAGGACAGGACCUUAUGUGGAGGUUGUAGAUACAGCUCUCAAAGGGCUUUGAGGUGCAAGGCAUGGAAGGAUGGUAAAUCUACCAGGAUUACUGUGGUUUCUAAGCUCCAAAGGGAUUUAGAUGGACGACUCUUUUUAUUGUACACCAAUUUGUAAUCUUGGUUGGUGGUCAACUUUAUGUUAUAUAUAUUUGCGUGCUUUAGGGCUUUGUAUGUUCUCUGCCGAAAAUUAUUAUUAUAUUGCUAUGCUGUUAAUCUA